Molecule: messenger RNA, 852 nt
Organism: Nasonia vitripennis (jewel wasp)
Lineage: Eukaryota; Metazoa; Arthropoda; Insecta; Hymenoptera; Pteromalidae
Product: glandular kallikrein, prostatic-like
Exons: 4
Coding region: 1-852 (283 amino acids)
Biological process (GO): proteolysis
Molecular function (GO): serine-type endopeptidase activity
Source: RefSeq, a predicted model, not a curated record
AUGUCAAACCUCUUGAAAGUAAUCGACUAUCACUAUUUUUUAGUGUCUAGUGUGUUAGGUGCCAGCAUCGACACCUACGUAACUGGUGGUGAAGAUGCCUAUCCAGGGCAGUUCCCUUACCAGGUGUCCAUCGAGUACAAGCUAAAUCCAAUAGUAGGCGAGUACAAGCAUGUUUGUGGUGGUGCUAUCAUCAACCAAAAUUGGGUGGUCACGUCUGCCGAGUGUAUAACUCUUAUACCCAGCAUUGGUCAGAUUCAAAUCAAGGCUGGUAAGCAUGAGCUGAAGUUCGAUAGUAAAUACGUUCAGAAGUCUAAUGUAGCGGUCAAGCUCGUGCACAAGGACUAUAGAGGAAGUCUUAUUAACCCCAUCAAGCCCUAUAAUAUUGCUCUGCUGAAGCUUGAGACACCUUUGAAGUUCAGCGAUCGCGUUCAGCCAGUAAAACUUCCAAAGCCUUUUCUACUUCCUAAGGGCAAUGGUCUGUUAACUGGUUGGGGAUCGAUCUCCACAGGUCUCAUUCCGGUUUUACCGAAAGUUUUACAAGUUGCCAAUGUAACCAUCCUUACCGAAGAAACCUGUGAAGACGCGCUCAGAGUCGUAGCACCGAUAAGCACUCUCACAGAUAUACAGUUUUGCACGGGACCCUUGUCGGAGACUAAAACUAUUUGCAUUGGAGAUGCUGGUUCUCCUUUGGUUCAGCUCAAGUGCGAUACCGACGCAGAUUCUCAAAGCCCGGUCUUAAUCGGUAUUGCAUCCUGGUCGCCAUAUCCAUGCGGCAAAACAGGUUCACCAACUGUAUUCACUUUAGUCUCCGCAUUUGUCUCCUGGAUAGAAGAGCGAAUCGCAGAAAACUAA